AUGAAGUUCCUCGCUACCCUUUUCUUCGCCGCCGGCGUCGCGUCUUCAUCACUGGUCACUCGCGAUGUCGACACCAUCAAGAACAGCAUCCUCAAUAUCACAGACUACACACAGCAGCUGACAGACGCUCUGAUUUCGUACAACUCAACAGACCAGCUCCUGUCGCUCAACCAGGCCUCUGUCAACGCGAUUGAUGCCGUUAACAGCUCGAUUGCGAACUGCCAGGACACAAGCCUUUUGACCACUUUCACCGAAUCGUUGGCUCUAGCAGAGCCUACUGUCAACUUGGGCGAUGUUGUUGGAAAGUCGAUUGAUACCAUUAUUUCCCGCAAGAACUUCUUCGAUAUGAGCAGCCUGAGCCCUAUUAUUGCAAUGAGUCUUCAGACGCAAUACCAACUCGCUGUCCAAUUCUCCAACCUCGUCGCAACCAAAGUGCCUGCGGACACUAAGGAAGUCGCCAUCGCUCUAUCUCAGCCCAUCGUCUCAAACAUCAAACGAGGUCUUGAUGCUUACGGCGUACAACCAACUGGAACUGCCGCUGCUGGACUUGCCACACCCACAAAUGCUGCUCCAGGACCUGCUCGGACGGCAAUGAUCGGAUACGGUGCGGCGGCCGUGGCUGCGAUGAUGGUCGCUCUAUGA
This is a messenger RNA of Pseudovirgaria hyperparasitica, 642 nucleotides long. RefSeq lists its product as uncharacterized. The record is from RefSeq and is a predicted model, not a curated record. Bases 1 to 642 code for a protein of 213 amino acids. Lineage: Eukaryota; Fungi; Ascomycota; Dothideomycetes; Acrospermales; Acrospermaceae. Gene Ontology annotation, cellular component: extracellular region. The transcript has a single exon.